AUGGACGUUAUUCGGCGGCUUGUGGUGAUGGCGAGGUACGACUACCUUCCCAGAUAUGGGCUGGAGAAUUACACCAUGAUCCUACCCUAUGAGGAUACCUUCGAUCCCGUUACAUCCACUACUUGGAUGCAAGAAAGUUGGUUGCACUCCAUCUCGUUCUCGGUCGGCUAUGUAGCGCUGAUCUAUGCGGGACAAAAGGUCAUGGAAGGACGUAAGCCAUUCGGUCUUGAAGUGCCACUUUUCUUGUGGAAUUUGGGUUUAGCGAUAUUCUCGUUUCUUGGAUUCAUUCCGAAUGACGCCGGAAUGGUUUUGGACAACUCGUUUGUUUACUCUGUGUGUACUGCCUCAUAUGCUCAAGGUGUGACGGGAUUUUGGACCGAGCAAUUUGCCAUGAGUAAGGUGGCCGAACUGUUAGAUACCGCUUUCAUUGUCCUACGCAAGCGUCCACUUCUCUUCCUUCAUUGGUACCAUCACGUUACAGUCCUGAUCUUCACAUGGCACGCUUACAAAGAUCACACCGCUUCCGGACGUUGGUUUAUUUGGAUGAACUACGGUGUUCAUGCCCUUAUGUACACAUACUAUGCACUUCGCGCUCUCCGUGUUCGCGUUCCUAAACAGAUUGCCAUGGUCGUUACCGUGCUUCAGAUAUCUCAAAUGGUCAUGGGUAUCUUCAUUGGAAUAGUUGUUUACAGGAGGAAGUCAUCCGGUGAGUCGUGCCAGCAGACAUGGGAGAAUUUGGGAUUAUGUUUCAUGAUAUACUUCACGUACUUCCUGCUCUUCUGCAACUUCUUCUACCAUGCUUAUUUGAAGAAGAACAACCGCUAUGUAGUCGGAACGAAGACCGCCUCUAAGGUAAUCUUUCGUCAUCUCUCAGCAGCUUCGAUUCGUUCGUUAGGAAGGCUUGUAACAUCCCUUAAUUACCCUUUAACAACUUGA
Molecule: messenger RNA, 936 nt
Organism: Ostertagia ostertagi
Lineage: Eukaryota; Metazoa; Nematoda; Chromadorea; Rhabditida; Trichostrongylidae
Source: the annotation of a GenBank genome assembly